CAAUGUCUACCUAGCAACGUUUACAUUGGAGAGUUCAAUAAAUUAUUUCAUGGUUGGUGAGUGAAGAUCGUCAUUUGGGAAAGAAGUAGGCAUUCAAGAUGUACAAACUCGAUCUGCCUGUCGAUUACAAAGAGGCGGCUGCCAUUGAGCGCCGCCGGAAAAUGGAGGAGGAGCGUCAAAGUAGAAUUUUUAAUUCAAAAGUCAGAACAAUCGGGAUUGAUAAUCAAGCCAUUGAACAACAAAUUGCUGAUAGAAAACAACAAGAAGAGUAUGAAAGGAGAAGGGAAGAGGCUUUUGCGGCCGAUGCAGUACGUAAUGAUUUGAUUGGUUUGUUACUGGAGAAACGACAAAAUGAAGAUAUGCGAGAAUUGGACAGAGCAGAAAUAGAAUUCCGAGCUCUUCAUCAGCAUCCAUCUAGCAGACGUGAGUUUGAUCUUUACGAUCCCGAAGGUUUGAAAAAAGACAAACCAGCGCGCGUUCAUGAUGACGAUCCAAGAUGUGGAAUAUCGAGUUUACAGAAAUUCGAGGGAGAAGACUUGAACAAUCCAGCCCGAUUAAAAUUACAACAAGAACAGAAAAAGAAUUGGUUAGAACAACAGAAACUUGAGAAAGAACUCGCUGAAAGAAACCAAAAAGCUGCCGAUAGACUGUACGAAUUGAAACAAAAGGAAUUAGACAUGCGAGCACUUGAUUUACAAGAUGCUGAAGAAAAUUGCAGACGUGCUAUCAACAUGGCUACCAGUGAUUAUAACAAAGCUUUGGAUAAUGAACAGAAGGAGAAAGACAGAUUAAAAAGACAACAAGAUGAAGAUGAUAAUGCUACAGAAAUCGCUAAUCAUGUAUUCGGUGAUAUCUUAACAGAGAACCCCUCCGUGGCCCAGUCGGCAUUCGGUUCCCAUCGUGUUAUUUCUGAUAGGUGGAAGGGCAUGAGUCCUGAACAAAUAGCAGACAUAAAAAAACAACAGGAAAUACAACGCAAAGAGAAAGAGCGUCUUGAAGAUGAGAAGCGAAGAAAAGAUGAGGAAUGGGAUAAACAGCGUGUAGCAAACGCUCGGGCAGCGUUAUUACUGGAACGAGAAGCUGAACGUAAACGCCAAGAAAUCAACAGACAAUUAGCAGAUGAAAACAGGCGUUUAAGUCAGGAACAGACAGCUCAUAAAGAUUUCUUAUAUAAAGAGGUUUACACCAACCCCCCUACAGCUGCUUAUUUCAUGCAAUGGAACAAAACCAGCCGUUAAGCCUAUAUCUUGUCUAAAACCCUGUUUAUAUGCAAUCUAUAUUGCCUCGACGGUUAAUACCCGAUUGUUAAAGGUACCCAAUUAUACUACCCACCAAAUGGGUAACGAUACCAAGUGAUAAAUUUAGAUUUAAGAACUCAAAAGGGUACAUACCCUAGGGGUAAUAGAAUGCAAAUAAAUACAAAUUUACUUUUCAACUAAACAAUUUGUUUGAGUCAUUAGAAGUAACAAAGGACAAGGUUCAAAUGGAACAGAAGAUCUAAGUUUCUAAAAUACAUGUUCAAUUCUUUUGAAAUCAAAAUUUCAAUUCGGAAUAUUUUAAUUAAUUUCAUGCUUAUUAUCUUUUUAAUCAUCAGCAUUUUUAAUCACCAAAGUUUUUAAUGAGAUGAUCAUAUAUAUGGACAGUAAGGUCACCAAACACCUUUUAGAAUUAUUUGAAAAUUUAUUGAUUUUAAUUUGUAAUUUUAUGUCCACUGAAACAGAAUUUCACUUUCAAGAGAUGUAAUUUCCUAAAAUAAGUUCGCCUUUGGGAUAUCACAGUUUUAACAGUGAGCAUUGGAGGGAAACAUUAAUUUUGGAAAGGGAAAUACAUAUAUGGGGAAGAGUGCUUUUAUAGGGGAGAUCGGGAAAGGGGAAAAAUAGUGGAAAUGGGGGAAAAUGUAAGGGUGAUAUUAAGUUAUAAUUCAGGGGAAGUAAUGUCGAAGAAUAAUUUGAAAUGGGGAAAAUUUUAUGAUAGGGGAGAUAAAUCUUGUUUUAUUGUAAAUAUUAUUAUACUCUAGUAUUUAUUAUUAUACACCUGUGAAAAAAAUAUAUGAAAAAUGAAUGUCUUGACUUUUU
Molecule: messenger RNA, 2075 nt
Organism: Lottia gigantea (owl limpet)
Lineage: Eukaryota; Metazoa; Mollusca; Gastropoda; Lottiidae
Exons: 5
Coding region: 99-1238 (379 amino acids)
Source: RefSeq, a predicted model, not a curated record